Messenger RNA from Teleopsis dalmanni, 1125 nucleotides. Its product is annotated as probable serine hydrolase. The transcript has 2 exons. The record is from RefSeq and is a predicted model, not a curated record. Bases 124 to 1095 code for a protein of 323 amino acids. NCBI's taxonomy places the organism in Eukaryota, Metazoa, Arthropoda, Insecta, Diptera, Diopsidae.
AUGUUAAUUAUCUGGCAACAAGCUUACUUUUCAAAAAGCACGUUUAAAAAAACUAAACGGUAAAUACUAAUAAAAAGUAUAAACAGAAGAAGUAUUUCUGAAGCAUUAAGAAUUCGAGAUUAAAUGGAUUUUUCAAAAAAUAAGUACGAAGAUAUUCGAAUUUCCGUGCCUUGGGGACAUAUUUCUGGUCGUUGGUAUGGCAACAGAAAUCGACGUCCAAUAUUAGCACUGCAUGGUUGGAUGGAUAACUUAGGUACUUGGGAUUUAUUAAUACCACAUUUACCGAAACACAUUGGUAUUCUUGCCAUUGACUUUCCUGGACAUGGACAAUCAUCGCACUAUCCUCAGGGAAUGCAAUAUCAUGUGAUAGAAUAUGUUACUGUUGUUAUGCAUAUUAUAAAAAAAUAUAAUUGGAAAAAAGUUUCAUUAAUGGGACAUUCAAUGGGCUGUGUUGUAAUAUACAUAUAUACGGCAUUAUAUCCAUCAACUGUGGAUUUAAUAGUUAACUUUGACGUAGUGAAACAGGCUUUUCGGAAAGCUGAUAGUGAAAUUAAACGUCUUCAAGGUAGUUUAAUACAGCGGUCAAAUGAUAUAACUGAAUUGGAAAAUAAAAGCGAACCAAAAUCUUAUGAGUAUAAAACUUUAGAAUACAUAAUUCAUAAAGGAUCUGGUUAUUCCGUGGAUGUUAAUAAUUCCAAAUAUCUUCUAUGUCGAAGCAUAAUCGAAUCACAAAUAUCUCCAAAAAAAUAUUAUUUUUCCAAAGAUAAGAGGUUAAAGUAUUAUGAACCUUUUACGGCUACCUAUGAACUAACACUGGAGUUGAAUAAAAGAAUUAAAAAUAUUCCAUAUUUCUUGGUUAGAGGUUUGAAAUCUUUGUUUCUUAAUGAAGACUCCAGUGAAGUUUUAAAAAUACUACGCAAAAAUAAUCCACACUUUGAAUAUUACGAAAUUGAUGGAACCCAUCAUUUACACAUGAAUAAUGCGGAAGAAGUGUGUAAGCACCUUAAUCCAUUUCUGAGUCGUCACUACUCCGCCGAGUUUAAUUCUUGUUUGAUUGAUGCUAAUAACAAUAUAAACGCAAAAAGUAAAUUAUAAUUUGAUUUGUUAUGUAAAUAUGUAAAUUUU